CAGGGACGGGAGUGUGGCGCCCGGGUCUUCUCGGCCUGCGCCCUCGCGCCAAGCGAUGCCACCACCAGGGACACGGAGGGACCCGACUGCUGGGGGCCCCGCGGCAGCUGCUGCGUUCCUCGGGGGCUCUGGUGGCCCCGUGACCCCUAGAAGCAGAGGAGGACGGCAGCUGGGAAAGGCAGAGGGGUGCCAUGGCACACACGCCCGGGGACACCUGCCAGGUCCCACACAGCAGCAAGGCCUGCCGCCGCCUCUUCGGCCCCGUGGACAGUGAGCAGCUGCGUCUGGACUGCGAGGCGCUCAUGGCCGGCUGCCUGCAGGAGGCCCGGCGGCGCUGGAACUUCGACUUUGUCACGGAGACGCCCCUGGAGGGCGACUUCGCCUGGGAGCGAGUGCGCGGCCUGGGGCUGCCCAAGCUCUACCUGAGCCCCGGGUCCUGUGGCGGCCGAGAUGACGCUGGAGGGGGCAGGCGGCCCGGCCCUUCACCUGCCCUGCUGCAGGGGACAGCGGCUCAGGAGGACGAGGUGGACCUGUCGCUGUCCUGCACCCUCGUACCCCGAUCCUGCGAGCAGCCCGAGGAGUCUCCGGGGGCGCCUGGAACCUCGCAGAGCCGAAAACGGCGGCAGACCAGCAUGACGGAUUUCUACCACUCCAAGCGCCGCCUGGUCUUCUGCAGGAGGAAGCCCUGACCUCUCGCCGGAAGCUUCGAGCUCCCAGAACCAGGGGAGCCCACCAGCCCCGACCACACUUGUACCUUCACCAUCCACUUUGUGCGUCUUAAUUAUUAUUCGUGUUUUAACUUAAGCUCCUCCUCAUGUACAUACCGGCCCCCCACCCCUGACCUGGCCUCUGACAUUAGAAUUAUUUAAAAAACAAAUUAGGUGGUAGAAUGGUAGGCUCAUCAGAGUGCUGGGUAUUUUUAUUAUAUGAAAUGUUAUUUAAAACCUUCUCUUCCUACGCUCUUUGUCCUCCAUCUCCUGCGGAUGGUGCGGCUGGCUUCGUGCCCGCUGUGCCCUCCUCUGCCCUCACCCACCGGGCGGCACUGACCGGAGGGACCCGACUCCCUCCUUCCCUCCGCUCUCCGGCUCAGCUUCUGCCCCUUCCCUGGAUUCUCAGUCCUGAGUCCUCAGCAUCUGAGAACUAAAUAGAUGAUAGCACUUUGGAGGGGUCCAGCCAAGUAGGG
Molecule: messenger RNA, 1183 nt
Organism: Fukomys damarensis (Damara mole-rat)
Lineage: Eukaryota; Metazoa; Chordata; Mammalia; Rodentia; Bathyergidae
Gene: Cdkn1a
Product: cyclin dependent kinase inhibitor 1A
Exons: 4
Coding region: 192-689 (165 amino acids)
Biological process (GO): signal transduction by p53 class mediator; regulation of mitotic cell cycle
Cellular component (GO): nucleus
Molecular function (GO): cyclin-dependent protein serine/threonine kinase inhibitor activity
Source: RefSeq, a predicted model, not a curated record